GCGCAACUCUGGCCAAUGCUAAGCCAAGCCUCCAGCGCAACCACGGCCCACCAAAUCCUGCGUAAACCAUUCAUUAAUAUAUAUGCUUUUCCGUGUGCGUGAGUUCGGGGAACUAGCAAGAUUCGCAAAGUGGUGUUCGAGGUCUCACCCGAUUGCCAGUUGAAAAAACAUCUUGGGUCGAAAGUGAACGUAGGCCACGGCGCUCCCUUAUCAGUGGAAAUAGUGCGACGUCACGGCAGACGAGGUGUGAGCGGUUUGUGCUGAUUUGCUGGUGGUUUCAUUCCAAGGACUAGAAGGCCAGAAUGUCUGUAAUACGUAACUUGGCAACCGCCUCCCGACGGCUGUGGGCCACCAGCCUACUCCGACAACCCAGUAGCACCGGUGGAGCGAACCUCGUGCAGUGCCGCUCAAUGCAGCACUAUCCGAUCGACGAGAACCUCUUCGGAUUGACCGAGGAACAACAGCAGCUACGCCAAACAGUGUUCAACUUCGCCCAGAAAGAGCUCGCACCGUUCGCCCAGGAAAUCGAUAAGCAGAAUGAGUUCAAGGAUCUACGCAGCUUCUGGCGCAAGCUGGGCGAUCUCGGUGUGCUGGGUGUGACGGUAAAGCCCGAGUACGGUGGACUCGGAGGAUCGUACCUUGAUCACUGUAUUGUGAACGAAGAAAUUUCGCGUGCUUCCGGCUCGAUCGCGCUGUCCUACGGUGCCCAUUCGAAUCUGUGCGUCAAUCAGAUACACCGUCACGGAACCGAAGAGCAGAAACAACGCUAUCUGCCCAAGCUGUGCAACGGUGAGCACAUCGGGGCGCUGGCCAUGUCGGAGGCCGGUGCGGGCAGUGACGUGGUGUCGAUGAAGCUGCGUGCCGAUAAGCAGGGCGAUUACUACGUACUGAACGGGAGCAAGUUCUGGAUUACGAACGGUCCCGUCGCGGACACGUACGUAAUUUACGCGAAAACGGAUGCCAGCGCUAAGCCACAGCACGGCAUUACGGCGUUCCUCGUGGAGCGGGGAAUGGCCGGAUUCACGCAGGGACCCAAGCUCGACAAACUGGGCAUCCGGGGCAGCCCGACCAGUGAGCUCAUCUUUGAGGAUGUAAAGGUACCGGUCGGGAACGUGCUGGGUGGGCUGAAUAAGGGCGUCUACGUGCUGAUGUCGGGGCUGGAUCUGGAGCGGUUGGUGCUAGCGGCCGGACCAGUCGGUCUCAUGCAGGCCGCCUGUGAUGUGGCGUUCGAGUAUGCGCACGUGCGCAAGCAGUUCAAUACGCGCAUCGGCGAGUUUCAGCUACUGCAGGGCAAAAUGGCCGACAUGUACACGACGAUGAAUGCUUGCCGUGCGUACCUGUACUCCGUGGCCCGUGCUUGCGAUGCGGGCCACGCGAAUCCCAAGGAUUGUGCCGGGGUCAUUUUGUACUGUGCGGAAAAGGCAACGCAGGUUGCACUCGAUGCGAUCCAGAUUCUCGGUGGCAAUGGGUACAUCAACGAUUAUCCCACCGGUCGUAUCAUGCGCGACUGCAAGCUGUACGAGAUUGGUGCCGGAACGUCGGAAAUCCGACGUAUGCUGAUCGGUCGUGCACUGAACAAGGAGUACCAGUAAGGCGGAGGCGGAGAAAUGCCUUGCCAGGUGCCGUGUUCGUAUGUUUUGUCUACAAACUGUGAGCAAAAGUGCAUUUAAUAGGUUUUUAAUGAAGCGCCGUUUUUUAAAAACAAUUUCCGAGGGAAGCAAAACUCUAAACGCCGGUGGUCGCACGGAGUGAUCGUUGCUUUACGCUGCCGUAAGCGUAUGCGUGUGCCAUCGCAUUCUGGCGCAUCGGUUGUAGGUACGGUUUGAAAAGGGAAAUAAAACAUUCCUCUGUGUUAUACGCAA
This is a messenger RNA of Anopheles aquasalis, 1862 nucleotides long. RefSeq names its product isovaleryl-CoA dehydrogenase, mitochondrial. Gene Ontology annotation, molecular function: flavin adenine dinucleotide binding; 3-methylbutanoyl-CoA dehydrogenase activity. The record is from RefSeq and is a predicted model, not a curated record. NCBI's taxonomy places the organism in Eukaryota, Metazoa, Arthropoda, Insecta, Diptera, Culicidae. Gene Ontology annotation, biological process: L-leucine catabolic process. Gene Ontology annotation, cellular component: mitochondrion.